CGCUUCCGGUCUGUAUCCCCUCCCCCCUUUGGCCGCAGUCCCCUCCCCCUCCUUUCCCCCCUGGAGCCCCCGAGGGGCCGGAGCUCCAGGCUGUGCGGGAUCCCAGCCUCGGCUACUCGUAAGUUGGUCUGCCACAAUGUCUGAAAGAUCAGAUCUCCUUCGCUUCAAGUUUGAAAAUUAUGGAGAUUCAAUGUUACAAAAAAUGAACAAGUUAAGAGAAGAAAAUAAAUUUUGUGACGUCGCAGUUCACAUAGAUGAUAUUGAGGUUCAGGGACAUAAAAUUGUGUUUGCUGCAGGCUCACCCUUCUUAAGAGACCAGUUUUUACUGAAUGAUUCCAGAGAAAUAAAGAUUUCCAUAUUGCAGAGUUCAGAAGUGGGGAGACAAUUGCUGCUAUCCUGUUAUAGUGGCAUUCUGGAAUUUCCUGAGAUGGAACUGGUAAAUUAUUUGACAGCCGCAAGUUUUCUUCAGAUGAGCCACAUUGUAGAACGAUGCACACAGGCCCUUUGGAAGUUUAUAAAGCCCAAGCAGCCCUUGGAGGGCAAAGAGGAAUGUGAACAGCAGAGUGAUUCUUCAGAGUCAAAAGAACAGCAGGUAGAUGACAGAGACUCACAGGAGCAGGACUCCCCCUGUAUUCAGCCCUCUGAGGAUAGUAUGGACAUGGAGGACAGUGACAUUCAGAUUGUUAAAGUAGAAUCAAUUGGAGAGGUUUCAGAAGUUAGGAAUAAAAAAGAUCAAAAUCAGUUUAUUUCUUCUGAACCAACUGCUUUACAUUCCUCAGAACCCCAGCACUCCUUAAUUAAUUCAACUGUGGAAAACAGAGUAAAUGAAAUUGAACAAAACCAUCUACACAAUUAUGCCCUUUCUUAUGCAGGUAGUGAUAACAUCAUUAUGGCCUCUAAAGACUUGUUUGGUCCUAAUAAUCGUGGUGUAGACAAAGGCCUUCAGUGGCAUCACCAGUGCCCAAAGUGUACCAGGGUGUUCCGUCAUCUAGAGAACUAUGCCAACCACUUAAAAAUGCAUAAACUCUUUAUGUGUUUACUCUGCGGAAAGACUUUCACUCAGAAAGGCAACCUCCAUCGACAUAUGCGAGUACAUGCAGGCAUCAAACCUUUCCAGUGUAAAAUCUGUGGGAAAACCUUCUCUCAGAAGUGCUCCUUACAGGAUCACCUUAACCUUCAUAGUGGAGAUAAGCCCCAUAAAUGUAACUAUUGCGACAUGGUUUUUGCACAUAAGCCAGUUUUGAGGAAACACCUGAAGCAGUUGCAUGGUAAAAACAGCUUUGAUAAUGCUAAUGAAAGAAAUGUGCAAGACCUCACAGUGGAUUUUGAUUCUUUUGCUUGUACCACAGUAACAGAAACUAAAGGGUGUCAGCAGCCGCCUGAUGCAUCCCAGGUAUUAGAUGCAGGUAAACUGGCUCAGGCUGUACUGACUAUAAGGAGCGAUGGUACCUGUGUUAAUUAAGUAGGGUUAUACACAUAACUAACGGUUGACCAAGAGAGCAUGAAGAACAGUUAAGUUUGUAUCUUGGGGGGGUGGGGUUGGGGAGCAUUUGGGUUAAUUUGACUGGUGUAUACUGUUGGGGCCCAAUGAAAGCACCUGGUAAGUUGCUGCUUCAAGGUGUUUUUACCACCUUUUUGCCCUGUUUUCGGUGAUGAAUUUUCUUCCCAUAAACAUCUACUUUUGUUUCUUGAGAAUUACUACAUUGCAGGUCAAUCACAUUGACUCCUGUUUUGACUGAUCCCAUUUCUGGGUUUUUUUGUGGGGCAUGGUAACAACAAAUUAACCUCAACUACUUUCUAUUAAUAGACUCUGUGUUAGGAGAAAUAAAAAACACUGUAGAUUGUAAACAAAAGUGGCUGAGAUUUAAAACAAACAAACAAACAAACUGAUUUUAAUGUUUUACCCUUGACCUCAGAUAGAAUGAACCACUGGCUGCUCAAUGGUUAAAUUAAUUUGUUUUUGUUAAACAUCUUAUUUACUCCACAAACUCCAUCUGAGUUCAUCUUGAAGUUGUUUACAUGAAGUAUAUUUAGUUCAUUUUCUAUACUUUUAAACAGUAUUAACACUUGAUUUCCAUUCUCUAAGUUAUUCACAUGGAUCAGGUAAUACACAUUGGUGUUUUCAGCCACAUCUACCUGCACAAGUAGAGAUCAUCAUUCAUACCAUUAUAAUCACACAUAAAAGACAGCAGUUGAAAUCACUGUGUAAGAGUGGAAACCUUUGGUUUUCGGUUAGAAUAGUACAUGAAAAGGCCAAUUGCAUCUAAUAAUAGUGUUACUUGUCUAUUUUCUUAAAGCCAGGACAACAAAUGGCAUACUUAAUGGAAGUAUUGAAGAGUAAUGAUUCUUUUGAAAAAUAAUAAAAAUAUAAAGGCUACUUGGUAGUUGAUAUACUUUAUGUCAGGUGAGCCACAUUCAUAGUGGAUUUGAUAAAAAGAAAAGUACACUGUCCAAUACUUUGUAGAGCAGACUCUGAAAUCUCCACAAAUUAUAAGUGCACUUUUCUCUAGUCAUAGUGUACUUCCUUGCCUAAAAUGACUGAAAAAAAAUCCUUAAUGAAUCACAAAAGGCACAUAUUGUAAUCAGGUUUUUCUCUUGAAGGUGUCCAAUCUUAUCUCCAUACCUGCAACAGAUCCACAAGCACCAAGUCAGUCUAUAUAUAUGGAUUUUUUUUCCCUUUGCUUCCUGAAUAAUAUUUUGGAGUCUUAGCUGUUGUAUAACAUCUGAAUUAGAUUUAGAUAGUCAUAGAAUCAUAGAAUGUUAGAGCUGAAAGGGACCUUAGAGAUAAACUAGUCUAAUUCCUUAUAGAUGAAGAAACUGAUUUCCAGGGUGGGAUAUGACUUAACCAAUGUCAUUUAAAACAGAGCUUUUACUCCACAUGUUCCUUAAAACUUUAUUCAUAACUAAACUAUUUGAUAUUCAAGAUAAAGCAUGACAUGCUAACUGGAGGUUUUAUGUUUCCUUUUUAAAUCACUGCUGGGUUUUAGGUCAGGAAACAGCCCGGUGUUUACUAGCUAACCAUCACAUAGGGAUUCAUUCCCAUUUAGAAGCUCUUUCCUUGUUGAAAAGAAGUAGUUUAAACAAUAUUCUGCUCUUACAAAUUAGAUGAAUUUGCUCAGUGGCAGUGGGCUUGUUUGUUGCAAUGUUCCUCUCUUUGGCAAGUAGUAAGAUUAUGGGGUGGGAGGGAGUCAAAUGAGGAGUAAACCCAAACACUGUUUCUAAACUAGACUGUGUUAAUUUCCAUCAAGUUUAAAACAUUUUAUCUUUUUGAGUGCAUGUAAAGAAACUUAGCUGGUUUGAAGGAAUCCCUGUGAUUGGUAUAUGGGAUGCUGUUUUUUUGCGAAUCUAAUUGGAAGCAUUGUAUCGAUCAAUAUUGUUUAAAAAAUACUUUCCCAUGCUAUUUGCUAAACAACUUAAAUGCAAAAUGUGUUGAAGGGUAGAACCAGUAAGCACUUAAACCUGAUUAGUAAGUAGAUUGUGAUGUAGCUGCUCCCUGACAAUAUCUAAUUUACUAAGUCUAACUGAAGGUACCAAUGCUAUGCAACAAUGAGAAGUUACAACAGGAUAUUUAAACCAUUUUGUUUUAUGUUGCUUUGAGCAUCAUUUAAUUAUAGGAAAAUUACAUGGCAUAGUCAAGAGACUUAGUUCAUUAACUGAAAGCUGUGCUGUCAUUCUUGUGAUGUCUUUUUCUUUUUUUUUCUUUUUAGUUUACAACACUUAGUUCUACAUGUUCUUGAGUUUCAAAUUUUCUUCCCUUCCCUCCCCCUCCCCCCUUCCCCCAAGACGGCAUGCAGUCCGAUAUAGAUUCUACAUAAACUUUCACAUUAAACUUAUUUACACAAUAGUCAAGUUGCAAAGAAGAAUUAUGACCAAUGGAAUGAAUUGUGAGAGAGAAGAAACAAAAUCAAAAAAGAAGAGAAAUAAAAGAGAGCAAAUAGUUUGCCUCAGUCUGCAUUCAGACUCCACAGCUCUUUCUCUGGAUGUAGCUCUCUUUUUCCAUCAUGAGUCCUCUGGAGCUGUCUUUGAGCCUUGUAUUGCCGAGGAGAGCCAAGUCGAUCAGUUAGUCAUCACAUAAUCAAUAUGUCUGUGGUUGUGUAUGAUGUUCUCCUGGUUCUGCUCCUCUCACUCAGGAUUAGAUCAUGUAGGUCUUUCCAGGUUAUUAUGAAGUCUGUAUCUUCCCCAUUUCUUAUAGCACAGUAGUAUUCCAUGUGAUGUCUUUUUCUUAUUGGGUUGACUAAAUAGGCAAGAGUUCAAUUUUAGAUAUAGCGCUUUUACUGAGGACUAGACUUUCUGGCUUCUUAACAGAAAACAGAAUGUUAGGGCCAGUCCUGCCCCCUCAUUUUUCAGAGGAGUAAACAGAAGCCCAGGAAGGUAACUUGCCAGUGUCAUUUGGCUGGUUAGUGGCAGAACUGGGACUUCCCAGGGCCUCAAAGUUUCUUAGUGGAGGAUUCAGUGAUAGGUACUAAAAUCCAUGUCUCCUACCCAGACCAGUCUUUUCUCUGUUACACCACAGUUGCCUCAUGUGGUCUCUGACUUAACAACAAGGAAUAAUAAAAAAACUCCCUUGGAGUAUUAAGAGCACUUAAAUACAAAUAUCUGACACUUUGCUUUUAUUUACCAUCAUUAUUUCCUCCUAGGAAAACCUUGUAGUUCGCACUUCCCUGCAAAUAUAAAUCACUAAAAUGACCGAACUCUCCUUCAGUCUUUAGCUGGAGAGGAAGCCUCUUUCAUUUCUGUGAGACUUCCUUAAUGAAGUUCAAUGAAGCUAUAUUAAAUUUGCUAUUUUAGCUAGAACUUGAUUUAUUUCAAAUAUGUAGGUUUCCUAGCUUGUAUUAAAAUUUGACCAGACUACUGAAUGACAUAGAAAACUAUUUGAAAUUCUUGUGGUAGAAAGACUUUAACAUUUUUUUAUUCACUCAAUGUUAGAAUUUUACAGAUCUUUGAUGUUUUAACCCUAUAAAGCACAAAAAGGAAGAAGGAAUCCUGUUAAGUUUAGCACUACAGUUUAAAAUUAAAAAAAUUAAAACCUCAAGCACUUAGUUGAAGUGACUAACAUCUAGAACGGUAAAUCAGAUAUGGGUUUAAUUCCUUUAAAAUUUUUUCAUUAGAAGCUGUAUAAAUAGGGCAUUCCUUUGAGACCAGUUUCACUUUUUCACUACUGUCAAAUACAUAGCAAAGUACCUUCUUCCAUUGUCUACUUUCAGCUAGUGAACAGCUGUCCUAAACUUGUUGUAUGUUACACAUACUGACUAUGAACUACCUCUUCACCUAUUAUGAGGAAGUUUCCUUAAUAAAAGUGUGACAACU
This is a messenger RNA of Trichosurus vulpecula (common brushtail), 5307 nucleotides long. It is a transcript of the gene ZBTB26, whose product is annotated as zinc finger and BTB domain containing 26. Bases 137 to 1462 code for a protein of 441 amino acids. The record is from RefSeq and is a predicted model, not a curated record. Gene Ontology annotation, molecular function: protein binding. The transcript has 2 exons. NCBI's taxonomy places the organism in Eukaryota, Metazoa, Chordata, Mammalia, Diprotodontia, Phalangeridae.